Molecule: messenger RNA, 735 nt
Organism: Prunus armeniaca (apricot)
Lineage: Eukaryota; Viridiplantae; Streptophyta; Magnoliopsida; Rosales; Rosaceae
Source: the annotation of a GenBank genome assembly
AUGUUGCAACAUAGGCUAGUGACAAUUAUAUUCUUUGUAGGUCAAGAUGGUGAAAGUGAAAUAGUAACUGAAGAUGCUACAUUUGUUCAUGGGGAACCUCCUCAAGAUGCUAAUGGCCUCCCAAAAGUUGAUUCUAAGGUGGAAGUCCUUCAUGAGAAAGUCACGAAGCAAAUCAUUAAGGAAGGUCAUGGUCCAAUACCAUCCAAAUAUUCAACAUGCUUCUUGCACUACAGGGCAUGGACUCAAAGCACACGGCAUAAGUUUGAAGACACAUGGGAUGAACAACGACCACUUGAAAUGAUUUUAGGAAAAGAUAUAUCAUAUGAAGUUGAGCUUAUUGGGUUUGAUGAAACCAAAGAAGGGAAAGCUCGUGGUGACAUGACUGUGGAGGAGAGGAUUGGAGCAGCAGAUAGAAGAAAGAUGGAUGGAAAUGCUUUAUUUAAAGAAGAAAAACUAGAGGAGGCUAUGCAACAGUAUGAAAUGGCCAUUGCAUAUAUGGGUGACGACUUCAUGUUCCAGUUGUUUGGGAAGUACAGGGACAUGGCUUUGGCUGUUAAAAAUCCAUGCCACCUUAACAUUGCAGCGUCUCUUAUAAAGCUCAAGCGGUAUGAAGAAGCCAUUGGACAAUGCAGUAUUGUACUGGCGGAGGAUGAAAACAUGUCAAAGCAUUAUUUAGGCGAGGAAAAGCCAGAGCAGAGCUUGGGCAGACAGAUGCUGCCCGGGAAGACUUUUUAA